This is a messenger RNA of Hypanus sabinus (Atlantic stingray), 913 nucleotides long. It is a transcript of the gene pdf, whose product is annotated as peptide deformylase, mitochondrial. Gene Ontology annotation, molecular function: peptide deformylase activity. NCBI's taxonomy places the organism in Eukaryota, Metazoa, Chordata, Chondrichthyes, Myliobatiformes, Dasyatidae. The record is from RefSeq and is a predicted model, not a curated record. Bases 1 to 723 code for a protein of 240 amino acids. The transcript has 2 exons. Gene Ontology annotation, cellular component: mitochondrion. Gene Ontology annotation, biological process: peptidyl-methionine modification; N-terminal protein amino acid modification.
AUGCCGCGGUUCCGCGCGCUCUCCCGUUCCUUGCGCUUACUGAGCAGAGCGGUAUGUCCGGUUGUGGCCCCGGUACUCGGGUUGGGUCUCAGCCCCGGCUCAGCGCGGGGCUACAAUGUGAAGCGGCGGACUUACUGGCAGGUGCUGCAGAGGUGGCUCCGCGGAGCGCCGGCUCCGCCUUUCCGGCGGCCGUGCUUGGUCGGGGCGCCGGUGUUGCGCACUGUGGCGGCGGCUGUGUCCCCGGAGCAGGUUCGCGGGCCCGAAGUUCAGCGACUGGUGGCGGCACUAGUGGCCGCGCUGCGUCGGGCUGAUGCGGUGGGACUGAGCGCGCCGCAGCUCGGUGUCCCCCUUCGGGUGCUGGUGGUCGAGGUGCCCGAGCGCAUCGUACAGGACCAGCCGCCGCGUCUCCGCCUAGCCCGAGACAUGAAAGCCGUCCCGCUCCGGGUCCUAAUCAACCCGCAACUCCGCGUCCUGGACUCACGGACCGUCCUGUUGCCCGAGGCCUGUCACAGCGUUCCCGGCUUCUCCGCCUGUGUGGCCCGGCACCUCGCCGUCGAGGUUACAGGACUGGACGAGCACGGGGAGCCAGUGUGCUGGGAGGCGUCAGGUUGGACGUCGCGGAUUCUGCAGCAUGAGGUGGACCAUCUGAACGGGCAGCUCUUCAUCGACAGGAUGGACAGCAGAACCUUCCAGAACCUGUACUGGAUGGAGGAGCUGGAGUGAGGUGGCGGGUGGGUCAUGGACCUGGUCAUGGCAGAAUCCUGAUGACACCCCAAUGCACUAUGGCCAAUGGGAAAUGAGUGAAUUCAGCUCCUUAAAUCUGCCAAUACUGGGUCCUUUGGGUAAUGGAAGCCCUUGUAUAUAAUGUACACUUAUAGGAAUGUACAUGGGAAAAUAAACAUUUUUUAACCUU